This is a messenger RNA of Centruroides sculpturatus (bark scorpion), 2130 nucleotides long. RefSeq names its product thioredoxin reductase 2, mitochondrial-like. Gene Ontology annotation, biological process: cell redox homeostasis; cellular response to oxidative stress; glutathione metabolic process. Gene Ontology annotation, molecular function: thioredoxin-disulfide reductase (NADPH) activity; flavin adenine dinucleotide binding; glutathione-disulfide reductase (NADPH) activity. The record is from RefSeq and is a predicted model, not a curated record. The transcript is spliced from 14 exons. Bases 23 to 1555 code for a protein of 510 amino acids. Gene Ontology annotation, cellular component: mitochondrion; cytosol. NCBI's taxonomy places the organism in Eukaryota, Metazoa, Arthropoda, Arachnida, Scorpiones, Buthidae.
AGCACGUGGUUGUUGGUUAGAAAUGAUAAGCUUUAGAAGGUUUAAGAUACUUUUAAAAACAAAGAAAUACUUAAUUGCAAAACGAUAUAGCAGUACUGUGGGUGCAAAUUAUGAUUAUGAUCUUAUUGUAAUUGGUGGAGGUUCUGGUGGAUUAGCUUGUGCUAAAGAAGCUGGAGAAUUAGGAAAGAAGGUAGCAGUUCUAGAUUAUGUGAAGCCAACUCCUCAAGGAAGUAAAUGGGGAUUAGGUGGAACAUGCGUCAAUGUUGGAUGUAUCCCUAAAAAAUUAUUUCAUCAUGGUUCGUUGCUUGGAGAAAUGAUAAAACAUUCAAGAAGUUAUGGCUGGAAUGUGUCAGAAAUAGUUGAGCACAAUUGGGAAAUUCUGCAACAAAAUGUGAAUAGCUACAUUAAAUCAUUAAAUUGGGGGCAUAGAGUUCAGCUGAAAGAAAAAAAUGUUGAUUAUAUUAACGCUAAAGGAUCUUUUGUAGAUGAACAUACUAUAACUGCUGUGGGAGAUAAGAUAAAUAAAAAGUUAACUGCCCAUAACUUUGUUAUAGCGGUUGGAGGAAGACCAAAUUAUCCAGACAUUAAAAGUGCUAAAGAAUAUGGAAUUACAAGUGAUGAUAUAUUCUUAUUAAAAAAACCUCCUGGUAAAACGUUAAUAAUUGGUGCCAGUUAUGUGGCAUUAGAAUGUGCAGGAUUUCUUACUGGCUUAAAUUUCGAUACAACACUGCUUGUGAGAUCUAUUUUCUUAAGAGGUUUUGAUCAGGAAAUGGCACAACUUGUUGCUGAUAAUAUGAAAUCUAAAGGAACACACAUUUUUCAAUAUUAUAACAUAAAAAAAAUUAACAAGCUUGAAAAUUCAAAAUUAGAAGUUUUGUGGCAAGAUAAAGAUGGAAAAGAAGGAAAAGAUACAUUUGAUACAGUUCUUUUUGCAACUGGACGAAAAGCACAGACUGAUAAUCUGAAUCUUGAAAAAAUAGGAGUAAAAGUAGACAAGGAAAGCAGAAAGAUUAUAGGAGAAAAUGAGCAAUCAUCAAUUCAUAACAUUUAUGCUAUUGGUGAUUGCUUGAAAGAUAAACCUGAGUUAACUCCUGUUGCAAUUAAAGCUGGAAGAUUACUUGCUCAAAGAUUAUUUAGUAAUUCAACCAUUCAAAUGGAUUAUAAUAAUGUGCCAACAACUGUUUUUACACCUUUAGAAUAUGGUUGUGUUGGUUUUUCAGAAGAAACAGCUGUUAAAUUACAUAAAGAGGAGAAAAUUGAAAUAUAUCAUGCUUUUUACAAACCAUUGGAAAGCGUAGUGACAGGAGAGGAAACAUCUCAUUGUUAUAUUAAAGCAGUGUGUCUAAGAGAUGCUCCUCAAAAAGUUCUGGGUCUACAUAUUACUGGACCACAUGCAGGGGAAAUUAUUCAAGGUUUUGCUACAGCAAUGAAAUGUGGUAUGACAAAACAGCACUUGGAUCAAACAGUUGGAAUUCACCCGACAACUGCCGAAGAGAUAGUUAAAUUAAAUAUUACAAAAAGAUCUGGUAAAUCUCCAAUAGUAACUGGCUGCUGAGGUUAAUUCAUCCUUUCUUUAUUAAUAUUAUGGAAUUUUUCUAUCAGUUUGACAUAAAAAUAAAAAUAUUUAACAAUUAGUCUAAAUCAACAAGAUACUGUGUGUCUGUCUUCUUGUUGAUUUAGACUAAUUGUUAAAUAGUUUUAAGGGCUAAAUGCGAUAUAUUAUUUCAUAAAAAUAUUUCCAUAAUUAGCAAAUAAAGAAAAGGAUGAAAUCUUUGAUAUUUUUUCUAUAUUUUUAAUCUGUGUGAUAUCAAAAUUUCAAAGUCAUUUGAAGAAAUUUUGAUUGAUGAAAGAUUAUAUAGCAGUAAUAAAAACUUGUAUAUAAUAAUAAAAUUAUAGAUUUAAUUACUUUGAUGAAUCUGGCCCAUGGGCACAGAUCAAGACAUUAUUCCUCAACUCCGCAUCGAUGCUGAUCACACUGGUGAAGUUAGGCUUGUCUAUGUUUAUAACUGUGAUUGGCCAUAUAACAUUAAUGUAGUGGUGCAUGACAUCACCAAUCAAUCAAUUUACUUAACUUAAAUAAUUUAUUGUAAAGUUUAAUUAUUGAAAAAAUAAAUAUAUAUAUUUUUUAAU